This is a messenger RNA of Cucurbita pepo subsp. pepo (vegetable marrow), 3273 nucleotides long. RefSeq names its product receptor-like protein kinase 7. The record is from RefSeq and is a predicted model, not a curated record. Gene Ontology annotation, biological process: protein phosphorylation. Gene Ontology annotation, molecular function: protein kinase activity; receptor serine/threonine kinase binding; ATP binding. NCBI's taxonomy places the organism in Eukaryota, Viridiplantae, Streptophyta, Magnoliopsida, Cucurbitales, Cucurbitaceae.
UAAGCGUUUUACACAGUGGAGAGUUGGAAAGUUCAAUAUGAACGCACCGUUUCGGCCAUUGUAGGCUGUGUCACCGAGCUGCAACUUGCUUCACUGUCGGUCGGGUUCUUCUUUGUCUUCUUCUUCUUCUUCUACCAUUUCCGACCAAACAAGAGACGACUUUCCCGACAUGUCGUCUCUACAUUUCCUCUGUUUUCUCUCUCUCUUGAGCUUCCUCACCGGAAUCAAGUCCGACGAGCGUCAAAUCCUAACCAAACUCCAAACCAAUCUCCAAAGCUCGAACACCAAGGUGUUCGAAAAUUGGGGACACGAAACCCACAUCUGCAACUUCACCGGAAUCACCUGUAAUUCCGACGAGUUCGUCACCGGAAUUGACCUCUCCAAAAGGGGUUUAUCAGGGGUUCUUCCAUUUGAUGCCAUUUGUGAACUGAAAUCAUUGGAGAAGCUAGCUUUUGGGUCGAAUUCCUUGCACGGCGGAGCAACGGAGAGCUUGAACAAGUGUGUCAAAUUGAAAUAUUUGGAUCUGGGUAUCAAUUCCUUCUCUGGGUCCUUCCCCGACAUACAUUCUUUGACGGAAUUGCAGUAUCUGUACUUGAAUUUAAGUGGGUUUUCCGGGAAGUUUCCAUGGAAAUCCGUCGAGAAUUUUACUGGGUUGAUCGAGUUAAGCCUUGGCGAUAACGCUUUCGACAACGCUACGUUUCCGGUGGAGGUCACAGCUUUGAAGAAGCUCACAUGGCUUUACUUGUCGAAUUGCAGCUUAACAGGGGAGAUUCCGAGGGCUAUUGGGAAUCUUACAGAGCUUCGGAGUUUGGAAUUCUCGGAAAAUUACAUCACCGGGGGAAUUCCGGCGGAGAUUGUGAAUUUGCAGAAUCUAUGGCAGUUGGAGUUUUACGGCAAUCAAUUGACGGGGAAACUUCCGGCGGGGCUGAGAAACCUAACCCGGCUGAAGAAUUUCGAUUGUUCGAUGAAUUUUAUAAGUGGGGAUUUGUCGGAGGUGAGGUUUUUGACGAAUUUGGUUUCUCUGCAACUGUUUGAUAAUGAAAUCUCCGGCGGUGUUCCGGCGGAGCUUGGUGAGUUCAAGUCGCUGGUGGAUCUUUCGCUUUAUAGUAAUCGGCUUACUGGUCCGCUGCCGCAAUCGAUUGGUUCUUGGUCGGAUUUUGAUUACAUUGAUGUAUCUGAAAAUUUCUUGUCGGGAUCUAUUCCGCCGGAUAUGUGUAAGAAAGGGACGAUGAAGAAGCUUCUCAUUCUUAAGAACAAUUUCUCCGGCGAGAUUCCGGCGACUUACGGUAAUUGCUCAACUUUAACGCGAUUUAGAGUUAGUGAGAACUCGCUCACCGGUGUUGUUCCGUCUGGGAUUUGGGGAUUGCCGAAUGUGAAUAUAAUUGAUCUUGCGUCAAAUCAAUUGGAAGGUUCGAUCACUUCUGAUAUUGGGAAGGCGGUGGCUCUCUCGGAAUUACGCGUCGAAAAUAAUCGAUUAUCAGGUCGUUUGCCGUUGGAGAUUUCGCAAGCGAAAUCUCUUGCUAAAGUUAGUUUGAGCAAUAAUGAGUUUUUCGGUGAACUUCCGGUAACUAUUGGUGACUUGAAGCAUCUCGACAGCCUCGAAUUGCAGAGCAAUAGAUUCUCUGGUUUGAUUCCGGAGACGAUUGGCUCGUGUGAUUCCCUGUCUAUCGUCAAUUUCGCGGAAAAUUUGUUCUCGGGAAAAAUCCCUUCGUCUCUAGGGUUUGUUGCUGUUCUAAAUUCUCUGAAUCUCUCCAAUAACGCCCUCUCUGGUGAAAUCCCCUCGACGUUUUCGCAUUUGAAGUUGAGUUUUCUCGAUCUUUCCAAUAAUCAGUUAACCGGUCCGGUGCCAGAAUUGCUUGCGAAUGGAGCUUACAAAGAAAGCUUCGCUGGAAACCCUGGCCUCUGUAGUGAUGUUGAUGGCGUUUUACAGCGAUGUUCACAGAGAUCCGACGAUUCCAAGCAUGUUCGUACAUUUGUUAUCUGUUUCGCCGUCGGAUUACUUCUUCUCAGCAUAACAGUAUGGUGCUUCAUAACGUUGAAAAAGAGUGAAAAAGACAGAGAUUGGUCGCUUAAAGAGGAAUCAUGGGACCUAAAAUCCUUCCACGUAAUGUCAUUCACAGAGGACGAGAUUCUCAAUUCCAUUAAAGACGAGAAUCUAAUCGGAAAAGGAGGUUCCGGCAACGUUUAUAAAGUGACGGUCGGAAAUGGGAAAGAGUUUGCAGUGAAGCAUAUAUGGAACACCAAUCCAUACGACGACAAAAGGAGGAACCGAAGCUCGUCGCCGAUUCUCCAAAAACAAAGAACGAAAUCCUCAGAAUUCGAUUCAGAGGUGAAGACUCUAAGCUCAAUCCGACAUGUAAACGUGGUGAAGCUCUACUGCAGCAUUACAAGUGAGGUUUCAAACCUAUUAGUAUACGAAUAUAUGCCUAACGGAAGCUUAUGGGACAGACUCCACACAUCUAGAAAAAUGGAAUUGGAUUGGGAAACAAGAUACCAAAUCGCCGUUGGAGCAGCAAAGGGAUUAGAGUAUCUUCAUCACGGCUGCGACCGACCAGUGAUCCACCGGGACGUUAAGGCCAGUAACAUACUCUUGGACGAAUUUCUAAAGCCAAGAAUUGCAGAUUUCGGGCUAGCCAAAAUGCUUCAAGCUAGUGGGUUCACAGAGAGCUCCCACGUCAUCGCAGGCACCCCAGGCUACAUCGCACCAGAAUACGGGUAUACCUACAAAGUCGACGAGAAGAGCGACGUGUACAGUUUCGGGGUCGUGUUGUUGGAGUUGGUGAGCGGGAAGAAGGCGAUCGAGGCGGAGUUCGGGGAGAACAAGGACAUAGUGGAAUGGGUAUCAAACAAUUUGAAGACAAGAGAAAGGGUAUUGAGCUUGGUUGACUCAAGGCUAGGAGACAUGUUUAAAGAGGACGCCAUAAAGGUCCUGAGAAUUGGGAUUUUGUGCACAGCCAGGGCUCCGACAUCGAGACCGACAAUGAGAAGCGUGGUCCAAAUGCUACAAGAAGCCCAACCUUGUGGGUUAGUUGGAAUUACAAUUAGCAAAAAAUGAUGGACUGUUAAAACGGAAUUAGCAACCGCAUUAGUGUCUAAACCUUACCACUAAUCUAAGAUUAUCAUGUCGGCCCAGUUUUUCUGUCGGCCCAUUAAUCUUAUUGGGCCUGUUUUAAUUGUACCAUGGGCCACCAUCAUGGGCUUGGGUGACUUCUAAGUUGUACAUUAUGUCUUUUGGGAAUAAGAAGCUAAGGAAGCACAUACAUUGACCUGAUC